AUGGGAAAGAUCAUCUUUUACGAGGACAGGAACUUCCAGGGCCGCUCCUACGAGUGCAGCUCCGACUGUUCCGACCUGCACUCAUACUUCAACCGCUGUAACUCCAUCCGUGUGGAGAAUGGAAACUGGAUGCUGUACGAGCACCCUAACUUCAGUGGACACCAGUACUUCCUGAGGAGGGGGGAGUACCCCGACUUCCAGCAGUGGCUGGGGUUCAACGACUCCAUCCGAUCUUGCCGCAUCAUUCCCCAGCAACGUGGCUCCUAUAGAAUAAAGAUCUAUGAAAGAGAAGACUUCAGGGGAGAGAACAUGGAAUUCGUGGAUGACUGUCCCUCUGUCCACGAGCGAUUCAAUUACCAUGACAUCUACUCCUGUAACGUCAUUGAUGGGCACUGGAUCUUCUAUGAGCAGCCCAACUACAGGGGACGCCAGUACUACCUGAGACCCGGAGAGUACCGGAGAUACACUGACUGGGGGUCGGUUAAUGCCAGAGUCGGCUCCUUUAGACGUGUUAGGGAAAAUUAUUAA
This is a messenger RNA of Pseudophryne corroboree (corroboree frog), 528 nucleotides long. Its product is annotated as gamma-crystallin 1-like. Bases 1 to 528 code for a protein of 175 amino acids. The transcript has 3 exons. The record is from RefSeq and is a predicted model, not a curated record. Gene Ontology annotation, biological process: lens development in camera-type eye; visual perception. NCBI's taxonomy places the organism in Eukaryota, Metazoa, Chordata, Amphibia, Anura, Myobatrachidae. Gene Ontology annotation, molecular function: structural constituent of eye lens.